CUUUGCUCAACAAGUCCGCACGUGUUAAGUCGACCUUAAGCUCUACCAGUGUGCAAGUCUCUCACCAAACACACUGCAAGCAAGAUGGAGGCCGUACUAUCCCUCAACAUCACCGAAGCGUCAAUAAACCAAUUGCAGGAUGCGCUGAGUAACUCUCAAAUCACAAGCGUAGACCUUGUCGCGCGCUUCCUUCAUCGAAUCGGCAAAUUCGAUCAUCGCGGGCCAUUAUUCAAUUCCAUCUGCAUCAUCAAUCCCAAAGUCUUCGAUGAGGCACAGGCCUCGGAUGCCUACCGCGCAUCAGGACGUCCCCCAAGGUCUCUAGAAGGAAUCCCGUUCACCGUGAAAGACAGCUACAAGGUGAAGGGGCUCACAGUUGCAGCUGCGUCCCCAGCCUUCGAAAGUCUCGUUGCGUCUUCAGAUGCCGCGGUUGUCGAGCUACUACGGGCUGCCGGAGCAGUAUUAAUUGGGAAGACCACGAUGCCUCCCAUGGCCGACGGAGGAAGCCAGCGAGGUCUCUACGGCCGUUCAACCAGCCCUUAUAACCCCGAGUACUUGUGCACCAGCUUCGCGUCAGGCUCUUCAUACGGGUCCGCAGUAUCCACGACAUCUUCGUUCGCCCCUAUUGGUCUCGGCGGUGAGACAGUCUCAUCUGGUCGAGCACCAGCUUCGCACAACGCCCUGGUGGGAUACUCACCGUCAAGAGGCGUCAUUCCUUCUCGCGGCCAUUGGCCGCUGUACCCGACGUGUGAUGUUGUCGCACCCCAUACCAAGUCUGUCACUGACAUGCUGACGCUCUUGAACGCCAUUGUUGCCGACGACGCACACCCGAAAGGUGACUUUUGGCGCGAGCAGACGGUUGUGCCUGUUCCACUCAGCUCGGAGAUCCGGCCAAGGGACUUUCUAUCCCUAAGAGAUCCGGAGGCAUUGCGAGGGAAGCAUAUUGCUGUCCCCAAGUGCUACAUCGGGAAGCAAACUUCUUCCGGAUACUCUACAGUCUGUUCGGAAGCCACGCAGCAAUUAUGGGAGCAAGCUCGAGUUGAUCUGGAAAAUCUGGGCGCUAAAAUCACCGAAACUGAUUUCCCUCUAGUCGAGAACUACUCAACGCAACUCUUCCCUGGGCAAGCUGCCAGCGUGCCAGGCAUACCGAGCACCUGGAUUGAUACCGAACGGUGUCAGAUGAUUGCCACAGCAUGGGAUGACUUUCUGCGCAACAACAACGAUUCCGGGUGCCCUUCGCUGGAAGGCGUUGACUACCGCCAAAUCAACCCCGACUUUGCGCCGUUGGAUGAUCGGUCGGAGCACACCGAGCAGCAGAACCAUGUCCGGUACGCAGAGAUGAUUGAAUUCAUCCGCAACCGGCCCAGCUCUAUCUACGAUCUCGCAGGUUGUGCAGAUGCAUUGAUCGCUCUCGAGGAGGCUCGUAAGAGAGACUUGGAAGACUGGAUGGAUGAGAACGGCUUUGACGCUGUCGUCUUUCCCACGAAUGGCGACGUUGGAAGAGCUGACUCCGAGGACAAUCGUGAGUCCAUGGCAUAUUCUCUGAAAGACGGUUUGAAGUACUCCAAUGGCAACCGUGCCUUGAAGCACUUGGGCGUGCCUGCCAUCACUGUGCCAAUGGGAACGCUGUCGGACAAGAAGAUUCCUGUUGGGUUGACAUUUGCGGGCAAGGCUUGGAGCGACAGCGAUCUGUUGCAGUAUGCGUGUGCGUUUGAGUCCUCAAGAAAGCGAAGAGAGAGCCCCUCGUUGGCACCACAACUGGACACAGACCUAAUCCAGGUCAAUUUGAAUCAAGCUCGUGUCAUGCAUCAAGGGAAGCUCGAGUUGCUCGUCUCUUGCGUGGACGUAGAAGAUGAUGCCUCGACCGAGGACUUGGAUAGACGUCACGUCACUCUCACUGGGUUGUUGGAAGUCGACAACUCGUAUGAGGCAGCGUCGAUGCAAGUCUUUGUUAACGGGGAUCGGAUGAAGUCUCCCAUACUCAGGGAUACCCAAUGGGAAUGGUCUGGAAUGCUGGAACGGAAGAAGAUCAAGGAGAGAUAUCCAGUUCAGGGCAAGGUUGCUAGAGAUCAGUUCAUGAUUGUGGUGUUAGCUCAAACUUUAGGUGGUGACUCAAGUGGUCGCUUGGUCAUGAUUGAUUGAAAGACAGCGUAAGUAGCUAAUAGUUAGAAACUUGAA
This is a messenger RNA of Colletotrichum acutatum, 2175 nucleotides long. RefSeq names its product amidase. The record is from RefSeq and is a predicted model, not a curated record. The coding region runs from base 85 to 2139 and encodes 684 amino acids. The transcript has a single exon. NCBI's taxonomy places the organism in Eukaryota, Fungi, Ascomycota, Sordariomycetes, Glomerellales, Glomerellaceae.